This is a messenger RNA of Micropterus dolomieu (smallmouth bass), 1201 nucleotides long. RefSeq names its product gastrula zinc finger protein XlCGF67.1-like. Bases 254 to 622 code for a protein of 122 amino acids. Gene Ontology annotation, biological process: regulation of transcription by RNA polymerase II. The record is from RefSeq and is a predicted model, not a curated record. The transcript is spliced from 3 exons. Lineage: Eukaryota; Metazoa; Chordata; Actinopteri; Centrarchiformes; Centrarchidae. Gene Ontology annotation, molecular function: RNA polymerase II cis-regulatory region sequence-specific DNA binding; DNA-binding transcription factor activity, RNA polymerase II-specific.
CCAGCUGCCGUAAAGACCCAAAGAAGAAGAAGAAGAAUGCGGGUGGGAUGAUUUGCAUGGGAUUCUGCAUAAAAAGAGAACUCGGAAACGGGACGCGCUAUUUACUCCUCAAAUAAGGGACGGGAGGCAACGCUAGGCUUAGAGCGCUUCUAAGAUCGCGUGAGACUGAAUUCGCGUGCGCUCCUGAAUCUGAAGAGCUCCGUCAGUCCCAGAGGAGACCUGCUGGAUCUCAGAGACCAGGACCAAGAGCGGGAUGGAGGAGGACAACCAGGACCCGGAGCCCCGGAGCAACAACGUCCCCGGAGGACAAACAGCAGGCUCGAGCUCUGAUAGCACCGAUGUUCAGAAACGGAGAGGAAGAGAUGGACUCAAACGUCACAGCUGUCAGCACUGUGACAAAUCCUUCACAACAUUGAGAUAUUUAAAGAUUCAUCAGAGACUUCACACUGGAGAGAAACUGCACAGCUGUGACCAGUGUGGGAAAACUUUCACUACGUCAAGUCACUUAAACGUCCACAUACGGAUUCACACUGGGGAGAAACCGUACAGCUGUAACCAUUGUGGAAAAGCUUUCAUUAAAUCAGGAUGUGGUUUUGAAUCUGUUGAGGUUUGUUCAGACUGAAAGCAAAGCCAACUGAAGUCAAAGCAACGAGUCACAGAUUCGUUAAAGACGGCGCCAGCUGAGGUACAGACGUGUCUGCUCAAGUCUGAAAUGUUUCAGCUUAAAUGAAAAAUCCAGCUUUGUCUUUGACGAAUGAACAGACAGAAGAAAAACAGAAACUGGAGGAAAGAGACUAAAGAAGUGGAGUUUCUUCUGAGUUCUGAGAUCAACGUCUGCUCCAUGGUUCCUUGUUCCUCAACGCAUCCAGUAUAAACUCCUUUUUCUUAAUCACAGAGCCACUUUAGUUCUUUAGUUCAUUGAUACAGUAAUUCAUCAUAGUUCAAAUAAAGUUAUAAAGGUUAUAAAAUGGAAUAAUUUCAUUUGCUGUAUGAGGAAUUAAAAACCAGUUACUGACCACAAGCUGAAAGUAAUGCUAUGCACAAGUGUGAAUUACAAGCGUCACAAAGAAGUGUCAUAAAGAAAAACACAGGAAGCAUAAACAAGAGAGAAUUCUUGCUAGUGCAAUGUAAAAGAAAGAAAAUGCUAUUUCUUUGUUAAUGUAAUGUUGCACAGUUGUUCAGUAAAUGCUGACACGUUCAA